This is a messenger RNA of Fragaria vesca subsp. vesca, 898 nucleotides long. RefSeq names its product transformer-2 protein homolog beta-like. Gene Ontology annotation, cellular component: chloroplast outer membrane. The transcript is spliced from 8 exons. The coding region runs from base 65 to 790 and encodes 241 amino acids. Gene Ontology annotation, molecular function: RNA binding; protein binding; chloroplast targeting sequence receptor activity. Gene Ontology annotation, biological process: protein targeting to chloroplast. The record is from RefSeq and is a predicted model, not a curated record. NCBI's taxonomy places the organism in Eukaryota, Viridiplantae, Streptophyta, Magnoliopsida, Rosales, Rosaceae.
CUUGAAGGAAAGCUCAUUGACCUCUGAAACCCUAAUUCGUCGAUUUUGAGCUUAGGCUUCAAAAAUGGCGGAUUCUCCUCGCAAAAGGUAUUCACGUUCCCCUUCUUCAUGGAGAGCUCAGUCUCAUUCCAGGUCCAGGUCCAGGUCUAUGUCUAUGUCCAGGCCUAGGUCAAGAUCAAGAUCCUGGUCUAGGCCGAGGCACAGGUCUCGUUCUAGAAGUCGUGGCAGGUCAAGAUCCAGAAGUCCUGGAAGGGAUGCUGUUGGGAAUCCUGGAAAUACACUCUAUGUGACUGGUCUAUCUCAAAGGGCCUCAGAGAAGGACGUUGAAAGGCACUUUUCAAAGGAGGGAAAGGUAGCUUCAUGUUUUCUUGUUGUUGAACCUCGUUCACGCAUCUCCCGUGGUUUUGCCUUCGUUACAAUGGAUUCAAAUGAAGAUGCAGAGCGGUGCAUUAAACAUCUUAACCAGUCAGUUCUGGAAGGCCGAUACAUAACUGUGGAAAGGUCCCGGAGGAAGCGACCAAGGACUCCAACACCUGGGCAUUAUCUCGGAUUGAAGAACACUAGGGACUCUGACCGUGGCCGCGACCGUGACCGUGACCGUGAUCGUGGGAGGUACCGGGGGGGCUCAGGUCGAGAUGACUAUGGAUACAGGAGGUCUCCUAGACGCUCCCCCUACAGAGGCAGUCGUGAUUAUUCCCCUAGGCGCUCUCCUUAUGGCGGUGGAAGAUCAAGAAGGGAGAGGUCUUAUUCACCCUAUGGCAGUCCAGAAAGGAAGUACAGCCGUAGAUGAAGGUUAUAACCUCAUAGGUUUAGGUAUCUCCUAUUUGAGUAAUGUUAAAACUUGGGAGUCAUAUUUGCGGACUUGUAAUGAUCUAUGAUAUGGAGUCGGAUUUUCUUC